Molecule: messenger RNA, 721 nt
Organism: Myripristis murdjan (pinecone soldierfish)
Lineage: Eukaryota; Metazoa; Chordata; Actinopteri; Holocentriformes; Holocentridae
Product: histone H1-like
Exons: 1
Coding region: 37-669 (210 amino acids)
Biological process (GO): nucleosome assembly
Cellular component (GO): nucleosome
Molecular function (GO): DNA binding; structural constituent of chromatin
Source: RefSeq, a predicted model, not a curated record
UUGCUGUGAAUUGACCAGACGACAGGAGACAAGAAAAUGGCAGAAGUAGCUCCAGCUCCGGCCGCGCCCGCCGCCGCGCCGGCGAAGGCCCCGAAGAAGAAGAGCACCAAGCCCAAGAAGACCGGCCCCAGCGUCGGGGAGCUCAUCGUGAAAGCCGUGUCCGCAUCUAAGGAGCGCGGCGGCGUCUCUCUGGCCGCCCUCAAGAAGGCUCUGGCCGCCGGCGGCUACGACGUGGACAAGAAUAAGGCCCGCGUCAAGAUCGCCGUCAAGAAGCUCGUCAUCAAAGGCACGCUGCUCCAGACUAAGGGCACCGGAGCCUCCGGAUCCUUCAAGCUCAACAAGAAGAUCAAGGCCGACAAGCCCAAGAAGAAGCCCGCCGCGGCCAAGAAGCCCAAGAAGCCUGCCGCCAAGAAACCCGCCGCGGCUAAAAAGCCCAAGAAGCCCGCGGCAAAGAAGCCCGCCGCCGCCAAGAAGACGCCCAAGAAGGCCAAGAAGCCAGCGGCUCCCAAGAAAGCCGCCAAGAGCCCCAAGAAGGCGCCCAAGAAGCCAGCCGCCAAGCCCAAGAAGCCAGCCGCCAAGCCCAAGAAGGCCGCCGCCAAACCCAAGAAGCCUGCCGCCAAGAAGGUCGCCAAGCCCAAAGCCAAGAAGGCGGCUCCCAAGAAGAAGUAAAGCCCAACACACUUCCACGCUACAACCAUAAAGGCUCUUCUAAGAGCCACAC